Mirounga angustirostris (Northern elephant seal) is the source of this 2252-nucleotide messenger RNA. RefSeq names its product ecotropic viral integration site 2B (gene EVI2B). Gene Ontology annotation, biological process: positive regulation of neutrophil differentiation; regulation of stem cell division. The transcript is spliced from 2 exons. NCBI's taxonomy places the organism in Eukaryota, Metazoa, Chordata, Mammalia, Carnivora, Phocidae. The record is from RefSeq and is a predicted model, not a curated record. The coding region runs from base 149 to 1519 and encodes 456 amino acids.
UUUCAGUUUGCUACAGGACCAUUUUUAAUCUGAACUGAACAAACCACCCCUUUUGCUUUCUUAGCCAAAUCACCAAAAUGUCCAGAUAGAACAAGAACUCAGCAUUCUGCAAAAAGAAGUUAACAGCUGAGAGUGGAAACAUUCUGAAAUGGAUCCCAAAUAUUUCAUCUUAAUUUUGUUUUGUGGACACAUCAGUGAUACAUUUUCCUCAGAGACAGAAACAAUUACAACAGAGAAGCAACCACAGCCUACUUUAUUUAGAUCAUCAAGGCCACAUAACUCAGCUAAUUCUCAAAACACAACAGAGAAUCCUAUGAGUCAACCAACACAAUUCAACCAUGUUUCUCCUGUACAACCAAUACCAACUGCCAAAGUUGCUGCUGGACAAACACCACCAGCUGCCUAUGCUUCUCCUGAAAAACCAGCAGCACACACUUCUGCUGGGCAACCACUUGCCUAUAACGUCACCAGACAACCAAUACCAAUGGCCAACACCUCCUCCCAACAAACAGCAGUACCCAUGUUUACUUCUGCUGGACAACUACCACCAUCUACCCAUACUUCUACCAAACAACUGCCACCAUUUGUCUAUACUUCCACUCAACAACCAUCAUUUGUCCAUACCUCUUCUAGAAAACCAAAAUCACCAACUGUUCAUAAUCCAUCUAUACGACCAACACCAAGUGUCAGAAGCUCACCUAGGAUUACUCCAGGAUUCAUCCUAGAAACGACCAGUAGCAAAAAUAUCUCACAUGAAACCAAUUCUAAUUCAGUAGCUGCCAUAUUAAUUGGCGUAAUUCUGACUUCUCUGCUGAUAUCUAUAAUCAUAAUUGUACUAUGGAAAUGUUUGAGAAAACCAGUUUUAAAUGAUCAGAAUUGGGCAGGCAGGUCUCCAUUUGCUGAUGGUGAAACCCCCGACAUAUAUAUGGAUAACAUUAGAGAAAAUGAAGUACCCACAAAACGGACAUCAAUUAUUUCACUUAUGCCCUGGAAACCAAACAAAAGCACACUCUUAGCAGAUGAUUUGGAAAUUAAGUUAUUUGAAUCAAAUGAACACACUGAAGAUUCCAACAACCCCAAAACAGAGAAAAUAAACGAUCAAGUAAAUGGUACAUCAGAAGAGAGUCCUGGUGGAUCAACGAUUGGCACUGCAGUUUCUUCUUCAGAUGACGCCGAUCUGCUUCCACCACCUCCCCCACUUCUUGAUUUGGAAGAACAGGAGAGUAACCAAUGUGACAAACCCACAGUGACAAUUCUAUCUCCUCUUCCAAAUGAUUCCACCAAUCUCCCACCAUCUCUGGACUGUCUCAAUCAAGUCUGUGAAGAUCACAAUUCUGAGUUCGAACAAAGAUUUCCACCUCCACCUGACUUACUUAACUUGCCCCUGGCACCAGGAGACUGCAUGAAAAACCAGGCAGAUUCCAACAGUGAGAUCCAGUGUCAGGAGUUCUCUAUUCCUUCUAAUUCGGAUCAAGAUCACAGUGAAUACUUGCCGCCCCCACCUGAAGAACUAUUAUAAAUAUCAUAACUUGCUUUUUAGCUGAUCUUCCAUCUUUCUUAUGGAACUCCUUCUUUUGUUUUUCUUCCUUGAUAAUGGCAACUGGUAGCCAGUUUUGAUUUUUAUUCAGGAACUGCCUGAAAUCUGCUCAAAGCCCAUGUGCAUAAGUGGAACUUACUUUUAAAAAAUGAUGUAACAGUGAUCUAUUCACUGGCUGUUGUACCUAACUUUAACGUAUAGUACAUUUUACAUAUGUAUGUAAAUAACUUAACCAUUUUGGAAACAGGCAAUCUACAUACACUUAAUAUCACCUAAUAGAUUUUUUCCCCCUGAAAAGCUAUGUAUAAAGUUACCUUGAAUAAAUAACAUUUUGUUUUUCCAUUUCAAAGUUUGAGGUGGGGGGAGGAAUGAGAAAUGAAAUACAUGUUCCAAGUUUUAAACAAAACUCCAAAUUUUAAAUUAAUACCUCAAAUAUUCCAAGUUUGUAGAGAUGAGAAACUAAAAUGCAUAUUUGAGAAUACAAAAAUUUCCUUUUAGCUCUCAUUGGAAACAGUAAAGCAAAUCUGUUAAAACAUCAAAUUGGGGGGGUGUUGGAUUGGGGAUAUCUACUCUGAAAAAAUAGAAGCAUGCACCAUAAACUGUAGACAUUUUCCCAUCUUGUUGGGAGAGCACAAUUUUUAAAAUUAGCCUCUUUAAAGAAUUUCUUCUUUCUAUGGCUCAAGCACCCAAACAAAAGAAAUCUUAUAAAGGAAAA